AUGCGCACACUCUGUGCGGAAGACUGGAGCCUGCCUAUCCUAGCGGUUGUCACUGACGGACUGUCCGUAGUUUACUGGCUCUGCAAGGUCAACAACCACCCCAUCGAGUACAAGUACACGGACUCGGGCAAGGGCGAGACGCGCACCGAUACGUUUCUGCAGCUGAGCCCCAUUGGCAAGAUCCCCGUGCUCAAGGACGGGGAGUUCGUGCUCACUGAGAGCCAUGCCAUCAUGCUUUACCUUGCGGACAAGCACGACUGGGAGUCCUGGUGCCCUAAGGACCUCAAGAUCCGCGCUCGUAUCCACGAGUACACGAACUGGCACCACCUCAACACGCGCCGUAGCUCGGAGAUCUUCUUCAACCAGCUAAUGGUGAACAUCGGUCGUGGCACGCCUGCCAUGGAGGCCAUGCUCCAGAAGAAGCACAAGAUCAUCGCCGACAUGUUCCGCAUCCUGGAGUUCUGGUUGCGUCACGGCAACUUGUACCUCGUAAGCAACACUAAGCCCACGGUCGUGGACCUGUCUUGCUACAACGAAGUGGUGCAGCUCGAGGUCAUGGGACUGCUCACCAACGUGGAGAAGGACUUCCCCAAGGUCGCGGCCUGGCUCAAGCGCAUGAAGGACGUCCCGCACCACGACGAGAUGCUGGCGCCCAUGGGCAAGUUCUUCCGCAAGUUCAAGCUGGCAGCGCACAAGCUGUGAGCUGCUCACAUUUCGUGAAAAUGUAUCGAACUUGUGAUUGGCCAAAAAUGUAGUGAGGAACUUUCAUCCAAUGAAAUUACGUUAAAUCUCACAAUAAACGUCGCUUUUGCGCUGCUG
Molecule: messenger RNA, 819 nt
Organism: Phytophthora sojae
Lineage: Eukaryota; Oomycota; Peronosporomycetes; Peronosporales; Peronosporaceae
Exons: 4
Coding region: 1-702 (233 amino acids)
Biological process (GO): glutathione metabolic process
Cellular component (GO): cytoplasm
Molecular function (GO): glutathione transferase activity
Source: RefSeq, a predicted model, not a curated record